AUGAAAUACCUGGUGUUCUUUCUGCUGGGGCUGUCUGUGACUGUGCAGGCCUUACAGAGGAUCAGCCUGAGGAAAAUGCCUUCUUUUCGAGAGACACUUAAAGAGAUGGGAGUCACACCAGCCCAGAUGUUUGCUGAACUUGCACUGAAAUCGGAUGAAAGCGCUUCACUUUGUAAUGGAACAGCGCCAACACCUCUAACCAACUAUCUAGAUACUCAGUACUUUGGGGAGAUCAGUAUCGGUUCUCCAGCACAGAUGUUCAAUGUUGUGUUUGAUACGGGUUCUGCCAACCUAUGGGUUCCUUCUCAGAGAUGCUCCCCACUUUACACAGCCUGCUUCACCCACAACAGGUACGAUUCCUCCAAAUCUCACACGCAUGUUUACAAUGGAACAGGAUUCUCCAUCCAGUAUGCUACCGGAAACGUCAGAGGAUUUCUGAGUGAGGAUGUAGUCAUGGUGGGUGGUAUCCCAGUGGUUCAAGUGUUCGCGGAGGCCACCGCUUUGCCAGCCAUACCUUUUAUCUUUGCAAAGUUUGAUGGGGUACUGGGAAUGGGCUAUCCAGAGGCAGCUAUCGAUGGUAUCACACCAGUGUUUGAUCGCAUCAUGUCUCAGGGUGUGCUGAAAGAGGACAUCUUCUCUGUUUACUACAGCAGGGAUCCAAAACGCAUCCCAGGAGGAGAGCUGGUGUUGGGUGGUACAGAUUCCAAUUACUACACAGGAUCCUUCAACUACGUCAGUACCAAGGGCAAAGGCAAGUGGGAGGUCACCAUGAAAGGUGUGUCAGUGGGUGCAGAUACUUUGCUCUGUGCAAAAGGCUGCUCUGCUGUGAUUGACACAGGCUCCUCCUUUAUCACUGGUCCUGCCUCCUCUGUGUCCAUUAUGAUGAAGGCGAUUGGCGCUGUGGAGCUGGCAGAGGGAGGUUAUACAGUGAACUGUGACCUGGUGAGCUCGCUACCCAGCGUGAUCUUUCAGCUUGGUGAUCAGGAGUACCCGCUCACACAGGAGGACUACAUUCUCUGGCAGUCACAGUUUGGGGAGGACAUCUGCAUGGUGACCUUCAGAGCGCUAGAUAUUCCACCUCCUACCGGUCCAGUCUGGAUACUGGGAGCUAAUUUUAUUGCCAGAUACUACACCGCAUUUGAUCGCAAGAACAACCGCAUUGGAUUUGCUCAAGCAGUGUGAUGCUCUCUAGAGCCCUCAUGACCCAUGACUCUAUUUCUACCUAUGACUGUGACAUGAAAUAAUUACAAAUAAAAUAAUUAGACACUUCUUUGUAAGUAAAAUACUGUAAACCAUUUGCUAUACUUCUGACCUACUUCACAUCACUAUUGAUAUUAUCUGUUGAAUACUCUAAUACACUGAUCAGCCAUAACAUUAAAAGCACCUCCUUGUUUCUUCACACAC
Messenger RNA from Trichomycterus rosablanca, 1404 nucleotides. RefSeq names its product renin (gene ren). Gene Ontology annotation, biological process: angiotensin maturation. The record is from RefSeq and is a predicted model, not a curated record. Lineage: Eukaryota; Metazoa; Chordata; Actinopteri; Siluriformes; Trichomycteridae. The transcript is spliced from 9 exons. Bases 1 to 1182 code for a protein of 393 amino acids. Gene Ontology annotation, molecular function: aspartic-type endopeptidase activity.